Messenger RNA from Megalobrama amblycephala (Wuchang bream), 1389 nucleotides. It is a transcript of the gene haao, whose product is annotated as 3-hydroxyanthranilate 3,4-dioxygenase. Gene Ontology annotation, molecular function: iron ion binding; 3-hydroxyanthranilate 3,4-dioxygenase activity. Gene Ontology annotation, cellular component: cytoplasm. The transcript has 11 exons. The record is from RefSeq and is a predicted model, not a curated record. Lineage: Eukaryota; Metazoa; Chordata; Actinopteri; Cypriniformes; Xenocyprididae. Gene Ontology annotation, biological process: quinolinate metabolic process; 'de novo' NAD+ biosynthetic process from L-tryptophan. Bases 276 to 1175 code for a protein of 299 amino acids.
ACCGAAUAUUACACAAUACCGAUACAGCGCUUCACAGUGAGAUGUUUCUUUUUUUCUUUUUUUUCUUUUUUUUUUGGUGCAAGCUUCAAAGCAUCGGUGUCAAACGUACCAUUAUGUAGUAACUUAUAACUAUGUCACCUUUGAUUAAAGUGUUACCUAAGUAAAAGAUGACUGACAACGUGAUCUCUAACACAUUCUCUGCACAUGAUUUCUGAUAAAUGAGGAAUUCAUGCAUCAGACAGAACUAAGAGCAUAUCACUUCCCUUUUGUAUGCAAUGCUACCACUUAACCUUCAGUUUGAGAGAAAAAUGACCAACCAUUCUCUUCAUGUGAACAUUGACAAGUGGAUUGCUGAGAAUGAAAGUUCAUUUGUACCACCUGUUUGCAACAAAUUAAUGUUCUUUUAUCAAUUGAAUAUUAUGUAUGUUGGUGGUCCAAAUGUGAGAAAGGAUUAUCACAUUGAGGAAGGGGAAGAGCUCUUUUAUCAGGUGAGGGGUGACAUGGUUUUGAAAGUGAUAGAGAAUGGCAAGCAUAAAGAAGUACAUAUUCGAGAAGGAGAGAUGUUCCUGCUUCCAGCUCGGAUUCCCCACUCCCCUCAGAGACAGGCAAACACAGUAGGGCUGGUGGUGGAGAGGAGGAGGCUUCGUUCAGAGACAGAUGGCCUGAGGUACUUUGUGGCUAAUAGUACAGAUGUCUUGUUUGAACGUUGGUUCUACUGUGAGAACCUUGGAACUCAACUUGUUCCCAUCAUCAAAGAGUUUAUGGAAUCCAGACAGAACAAAACAGGAAAACCUGAUCCAGCUGAACCCAUCAAGCCAGCCCCAUACCCACUCAACACUAUGAAUGUGAUGACACCGUUCUGCUUUAGGCAGUGGUUGGAAAAGCAGAAGCCUGCCUUGGCCAGUGGUCAGCCGGUGGAUAUGUUUGGAGCAAAGUUUGAGACUGAGACGCUACUCUUUGGUCCUGGGACAUCUGAAUCCUCUAGAAGACGAACUGAUGGCUGGAUUUGGCAGCUGGAGGGGUCCUCCAAUGUCUUCAUGAAUGACAAGGAGUACAUCCUGUCUGCAGGGGAUUGUCUGCUUAUAUUUGGAGAAACAGAGUAUCAGUGGAAACGGUCACAGCAUUGUGUUGCUUUGUAUGUUGCUCAAGACCCAGACAGGAAGAGACCUUACUGAGGCACAUAAAGGCAUAAGAUCACUUGUUUAGUGCAAAAUGUAUGAACUUUAUAACUUCAAAUUCUUUCCAAUGUACAGCUUUUAUUGUAAAAGCUUAUGUAUCCACCACAUUAUCAUAUUUGAAAUAAUCAUCAUAUUCACACAUUAGACAAAUAAACAUGCAUUCCUUGUAUUAAGCCUUAAAUAAUAAUAAUAAAAAAAAUCUCUCAUGAAA